Colletotrichum navitas is the source of this 519-nucleotide messenger RNA. RefSeq lists its product as uncharacterized. Lineage: Eukaryota; Fungi; Ascomycota; Sordariomycetes; Glomerellales; Glomerellaceae. The record is from RefSeq and is a predicted model, not a curated record. The coding region runs from base 1 to 363 and encodes 120 amino acids. The transcript is spliced from 2 exons.
AUGUCCGGGGUGUCCUCUACUGCGUCCGCUGAUGUUGAGGCCGGAUUCGAGUCGGUGGAUCGCAAUGUCAUCGGUGUCGGUCAGUUGGUGGGGGAGCUAAUAUCGGGUCCUGUUAGACUUGGUCUUGCCGUCGUUGUCGCUAUUGCUGUUGUCGUAGCCGUCGUCGUGUUCCUGGUUGUCUUAUUCGUCGUCGUCGUCGUCGUCGUUGUCGUCGUCGCUGACACGAUCGCCCGCUUGUCACACUUUAGAGUGGCCGUCUCAGCAUCGGUCUGCCUGGGCUUGUGUGUCUCUUAUCCAGUAGAUAUUCUGCGAGGCGUGUCUCUGUCUUCCUGGUUGUCUUUGGAGUAUAAUGCAGGCGAGUAGGAUGCGACACGACACGACACGAGGGAAAGAAGUGGGAAGCGACCGUCGUGUGAAGACGAGGUAGAAGAUGGCUGCUGUACCGACUGUAUCAGGCCAGGGAAGGUACCUAGAUACUGUAGGUAGGUGGCCGUUGCUUCCGCAGGAACAUGAGUUGGG